GGGAAAGAAAGGAGGAACGAAGACACGGCACUGGAGACUAGAGCGACCGCGCAUGCGCACCGGUGGCCUCUGCUGCCGGCGUCGAUAGGCUGGGCGCCUGGCGUGCGUUGCUGGCGCUUCCUCUUCCCUCCGGUUCCCUGGACGCGGCGCGGAGAUCAACACCAGGCAUGGCGUCGGCGGCAGAGGCAGCAGGAGGGGCCCUGCUGGAAGCCACCUCCGAGGCACACUUCCAGGAUGUGCUCCAGCAGCCCGGCAGGUUUUUAGUGGUGGUUCAUUUCUGGGCCCCAUGGGCUCCUCAGUGUGUUCAAAUGAAUACUGUCAUGGCAGAACUUGCAAAGGAGCAUCCACGAGUUACUUUUGUAAAGCUGGAAGCUGAAGCAAUUCCAGAAGUAUCUGAAAAAUAUGAAAUUACAUCUGUUCCAACAUUCUUGUUUUUUAAGAAUUCUCAAAAAAUUGACCGAUUAGAUGGUGCUCAUGCACCAGAACUGACCAAAAAAGUCCAGCAUCAUGCAUCUAGCGUGACUGUCCCACCUAACUCUAAUGACAAUUCUAAAGAGGACCUCAAUGUUCGACUCAAGAAGUUGACCAAUGCUGCACCUUGCAUGCUGUUUAUGAAAGGAACGCCCCAGGAACCUCGUUGUGGCUUCAGCAGACAAAUUGUGGAAAUACUUAAGAAGCAUAACAUUGUGUAUAGCAGCUUUGAUAUAUUUUCUGAUGAAGAAGUGCGUCAAGGACUGAAAACGUACUCCAACUGGCCUACCUACCCCCAGUUAUAUGUUGCUGGAGAACUUGUAGGUGGCCUAGAUAUUGUCAAGGAGCUUGAAGCAUCUGGAGAAUUGGAUACAGUCUGCCCCAAGACACACAAAUUAGAGGACAGACUCAAAGACCUGAUAAACAAAGCUUCUGUAAUGUUAUUUAUGAAAGGAAAUAAACAGAUGGCAAAGUGUGGGUUCAGCAAGCAGAUUAUAGAAAUUCUAAACAAUACUGGUGUUGAUUAUGAUACUUUUGAUAUAUUGGAGGAUGAAGAGGUCCGGCAAGGGUUAAAAAAGUAUUCGAAUUGGCCAACCUACCCACAAUUGUAUGUGAAAGGUGAACUUAUUGGAGGCCUGGAUAUUGUUAAGGAAUUAAAUGAAAAUGGUGAAUUGCCAUCUAUUCUGAAAGGGGAAAAUUAAUGCAAAUGAACACAUCACUGAAGACUAUUGAAAUACAAAAAGUAUGAUUAUUAAUUGCACUGGAACAAUUCAUGACUUAGCCUUGACGAAAGAAAUAUAAUGCAGGCUUCUGACUUCAUACUUCACAAGGUCAUGUUAGAGCUGUAUGGAAAUGUAGGUUUUCACCCCAGUAUAAGGUCGAGAGCAUCUUAAAAUGGAAAUAAAAGCUUGAUUUCAAAAAUG
Sceloporus undulatus (fence lizard) is the source of this 1394-nucleotide messenger RNA. RefSeq names its product glutaredoxin 3 (gene GLRX3). The record is from RefSeq and is a predicted model, not a curated record. NCBI's taxonomy places the organism in Eukaryota, Metazoa, Chordata, Lepidosauria, Squamata, Phrynosomatidae. The coding region runs from base 168 to 1172 and encodes 334 amino acids. The transcript has 11 exons.